AUGAAAUCAAAACAAUAUGUUUCGUUGAAUUUAGAUUCGGAUGAAUACAAGAAAUAGAUAAAAUUAUUAGAAGAGAUGAAUGUAAGUCACAAACUAAUAAGUAGGAGAAAUUGACUUAGGAGAAUUGCGAUUUAAUACGUGAAAUAACACAAUAUCAAAUACAAUUAGGGGAGAAGGAUUCAUAAAUUGAUUACUUGAGAAAAGAAAAUGGAACUUUGAAAUUUGAAUUGAAAGUAUAUAAGUUAAAAAUCAAAGUUAGCUUUGAAAAAAGAAGACUUAUAUAGUACAGUAACGUUAGAUCGAUACAAGAAGUCAUUUUCAACAAUUUAGCCUUAAAGUACUUCAGAUUUAUUUCAAUAUAGGGAAACGUAUAUUUGA
Molecule: messenger RNA, 378 nt
Organism: Paramecium octaurelia
Lineage: Eukaryota; Ciliophora; Oligohymenophorea; Peniculida; Parameciidae
Source: the annotation of a GenBank genome assembly